Struthio camelus australis is the source of this 1824-nucleotide messenger RNA. RefSeq names its product FA core complex associated protein 24 (gene FAAP24). Gene Ontology annotation, molecular function: chromatin binding. Lineage: Eukaryota; Metazoa; Chordata; Aves; Struthioniformes; Struthionidae. The record is from RefSeq and is a predicted model, not a curated record. Gene Ontology annotation, cellular component: Fanconi anaemia nuclear complex. Gene Ontology annotation, biological process: interstrand cross-link repair.
AGGUGGGCGCUGGGCGGGCGGCGGCGGCGGUCCUGCGUGGCGUCGUGGCCUUCCCCGCUCUGCUCAGGGCUGUAGGUGCCACUGAGGUAAAGAGUUAAAGGAGCUCCAAUGGCAGCAAAAGCAAACUCCCCUGUUACAGCAGGAUCUAUCAUUGUCCCUUAUGGACAUGUAAUUGGAAAUGAAAAAUGGAGAGGGUCAGAAAUAUCCCAAAGGCUACAAGGGAAAAUUAAGCUCAUUGUUGAAGAUGGCUUGGGACUUGUGGAUUUCCAUCUUUCAAACAAAACUUGCAUUUUAUAUGUUUCUGAAGCAGAUUUGGUGGCAGGAGAUGAAUUCAAACGAAGAUUGGUUCGGUUUAGGAAUGCUAGCAGUCUUGUUGGAAUUGUAAUUGUUGAGAGAACUCAGAUAAGUGAUCAGUACUUCUUAGCAGUACAAAAGCUUGUCGUGCUAGAACUUGGAAUGGUGUUGCUUCCUGUAGCAAAUCAAGGAGAAGCUUCUCAACUUAUUAUUCAGCUAGUCCGUGAACAAAGUAAGGAUCACAAUAGUAACCCCUUUCUUCGUAAACAGUGUUCUCAUCUAGCAGAUGCAUCAGUGUUUCGGACGGUGCAGCAAAUUCCAGGAGUUGGGAAAACAAAAGCUCUGCUUCUGCUGCAACAGUUUGGAAGCAUCCACAGACUUUGCAAUGCAUCUGUCAAAGAGCUUGAGCUAGUAGUUGGACAAACAGUAGCACAACAAGUUUAUACUUUCUUUACCUUAUGUUCCUGACGUGCGUGUGUUAACACUUUCUCUUUUGGAACAUGAAGACUUUUUUUGUGUUCCUUGUGAACUCUUUAAGACUUUGUUUUUAAUAAUCACAUAUGAUAAUCCUAGUUAAAAACUGAAGGGUGUUGACUAACCAUCUGGAGAUUACUUUUCCCCUUUAUAGCUAUUCUGCUCAUGUAGGUAGAGCUGCAAUCUUACCUUGGAACAAGGGCUGUAAAAUGUUUCGCAUCUAUCUUUUAUGAACAAUUGAAAGCUGUCUCUUUUUCAGUAAUCACAGAAAAAACAUUUCGGUACUUAUUUUUGUCUUCCAGAAAUAAACACUUUUGUUAAUAAUGCAGCUGAUGUUUCCUGAGAAUAUACUCUACAAUUUAGUGUUCGCCUACCUGUCUUUAAGCAGAAUAUAUUAUCUUCUCAGUAACGAGAAAUGGGAGACAGUUACAGUAUUUAAAAGAGCCUAUAGGCUUCACACUAUAAUGAGCUGGUAAACAGAGAUGCUAGGUGAAACCUAUCAUAUAACACACCUUUGAUAAAACGUUAGCAUGUUACCAAUUACUUUAAAAAAUAUUUUGAGUAUCUUCAUUUUUUUAAGUAUAUAUUUUCCUGGAAUUACAUCAUGUAACACUGUUAAAGAUGCAAUUUAGAUAGGACAAUUUAAUUAUUUCUUAGUUGAAUUCUAAGGUGAAACUUUCACUUCAUCUAAUUGUCAGAAAAACCUGGAAUGCUCAGGAAAAUUAAACUCUUGCCAAUUAUGGUUUCAAAAUGCUUCUGCCAAAUGUAGACUUGUGUUAUUACAUUCAAUGAUACAUAGUAAACACACAUGCGAAGCUGAUUGCUCUUUAUAUACCUCUUGUACUCCUUAAUGGGAGUGUGAGAUUAUGAAUUAAAACAGUCUUAAAAGUGUACAGCAAUACUGAUUGUGUAUGUGUAUAUAUCUUACCCCAAACUGUGCUUUAUUUCAUCAGAGUUUGAGAUAGAGGUAAUAAUAGUAUCAUCCUACCUUAUGCUUUAAAGUAAUUGAUGAUAAGCACAGAUAAUUUUUCAGGAACUUUUAGGUGAGGAUGGAUU